Messenger RNA from Cokeromyces recurvatus, 555 nucleotides. RefSeq names its product cytochrome b5. NCBI's taxonomy places the organism in Eukaryota, Fungi, Mucoromycota, Mucoromycetes, Mucorales, Mucoraceae. The record is from RefSeq and is a predicted model, not a curated record. The transcript is spliced from 5 exons. Gene Ontology annotation, cellular component: endomembrane system; membrane. Bases 33 to 536 code for a protein of 167 amino acids.
CUCUCUCUUUCUCUCUUAAUAUACAUCUCAAAAUGACAAUACAACGCACUAUGACAACUACAAUUAAUACAAUGAUGAAGCAAUUAAAAGAAAAUCCCGUCAAUUGGGCUUUAGUUGCUAUUCUUGCUUAUCUUGUUCGCUCCUAUGCUACAGUAGGCAACAAAUUACCCCUUAUUCAAGAAGCAAAACAUCCAGAAGUUAUUUUAUUUAAAAAUUAUACGCCUUUAGAAUUACUGCCUUUUGAUGGAAAUGGAAAAGAUGGACGCAUUUUGAUUGCUGUUAAUGGGUCUAUUUAUGAUGUUACGAGAGGUCGAAACUUUUACGGACCAGGAGGACCUUAUGCUAAUUUUGCAGGACAUGAUGCUUCUCGUGGAUUAGCUAAAAACUCUUUUGACGAAGAAAUGUUGGUUGAUCCUCAUGGACCUAUUGAUAAGUUGGAAGAUUUAGCCAGUGAUGAAUGGGAUUCAUUAAGAGAAUGGGAGCAACAUUUUGCUACUAAAUACCUGUUUGUUGGUAAAUUAAUUGAAAAUAACUAAUAAAGUAAAUACACAAACA